This is a messenger RNA of Linum trigynum, 540 nucleotides long. NCBI's taxonomy places the organism in Eukaryota, Viridiplantae, Streptophyta, Magnoliopsida, Malpighiales, Linaceae. The record is from the annotation of a GenBank genome assembly.
AUGUGCCCUACCAUUGUUGCUUCCGAGUCGCAUGAUGCUUUAUCUUUUGUGGGAACCAUCAGCAGAAUUAUGCAGCCACAGGAGAACAAGGUUAAGGCAGCAAAGUGGGCUGAACCAUUCCUAGGGACAAUUGGAACGAAACGGAUCCCAACUGUGAAGGAUAAGUUGGUGGUGGUAACACAUAUACGGUCCCUGAGUGCAACUGCUGUGGAAGCUUAUGAGACCUCAAAGACAGCAAUAAUAGCUCACAUAGUUCUGGUACAAAAGAAUGAUGGAUUCCUACUUUCAGGGCAUAGAGGCUGGGUCAGCUGGGAGGAAAAUGAAGUUAAUUGGGCUGCUGAUGUGUUUAAAGGGUCUUCUCCUAAAAAUGCAGCUGCAAAACUCACCUGGGUUACAUUGAUUAGUAUGCUAUGGGGGCAGGGGUGUAAGAUUGUUUAUGCUGUUUGCAAUGUGGAAAGGUUGCUGACGGAAGUGAAGAAGGAAGUUUGCAUUUUGUUCCCUGAUGCAGCAGGAAUGAAGUUAUGGUUAUGGAGGCUGUAA